AUGGAUGUUCAAAAUGUCUUUCUCCAUGGUGAUUUGCUUGAAGAAGUCUAUAUGCAAUUUCUGCCCGGUUUUCGUCAACAGGGAGAGAUACCUAUGGUAUGUCGCCUCAACAAGUCAUUAUAUGAACUUAAACAAGCCUCUCGUAGCUGGUUUCAGAAAUUUUCUGCCACCAUUCAACAAGAUGGUUCCCAUCAAUCAAGGGCUGAUUAUUCACUUUUCACAAAGAUCUCUGGUAAUUCUUUCACAGCUGUGCUCAUCUAUGUAGACGACAUGAUCAUCAUCGGCAAUGAUGAGAGUGUAAUCGCAGCUCUUAAGGAGUCUCUCCACACCAAAUUUCGCAUAAAGGACCUCGGUCAAUUACGAUAUUUCCUUGGUAUUGAAGUUGCUCCUUCUACUGAUUGUAUUUCGAUAUCCCAACGAAAAUACACUCUUGAUAUUUUAAAUGAAGCAGGCUUGCUUGGGGCCAAACUAUUGUCGACACCUAUGGAAGAAAAGAAUAAACUCCUGCCCAUAAUAGGAGAUUUAUUGAAGAAUCCAUCCACUUACAGAAGAUUGGUCGGACAACUCAUUUAUCUUACCAUUACAAGGCUAGAGAUAAGUUAUUCAGUUCACAUUUUAAGCCAGUUUAUGCAAGAACCAAGAAAACCUCAUUUGGAUGUUGUUCAUCAUCUUCUGCGAUAUCUUAAAGGUGCACCUGGACAAGGAUUAUAUUUUCCUGCCAAAGGAAAUUUUCUACUAAGAGGAUUUUGUGAUGCAGAUUUGGCUCGAUGUUCGAUCACAAGACGAUCUGUGACUGGAUAUUGCAUUUUUCUUGGAGAAGCUCUUAUUUCAUGGAAAACCAAGAAACAAACAACAGUGUCAAGGUCAUCAGCUGAAUCAGAAUAUCGAGCAAUGGCUUCCAUUACAUGUGAAUUUACAUGGCUCAAGUAUUUGUUGGAUGACUUGAAGGUAGAACACUUGCAACCUGCCAAACCAUUCUGUGAUAGUAAAUCAACACUCUAUAUUGCUGCUAAUCCAGUUUACCAUGAACAUACCAAGCAUAUAGAAAUCGAUUGUCAUGUUGUUCAAGAACGAAUUCAAUUAGGUGCCAUAGUAACUGCUCAUGUUCCAUCGUCUUGCCAGCUUGCUGAUUUGUUUGGCGUUCUUGACAUACACGCUCCAACUUGA
Molecule: messenger RNA, 1167 nt
Organism: Vitis riparia (riverbank grape)
Lineage: Eukaryota; Viridiplantae; Streptophyta; Magnoliopsida; Vitales; Vitaceae
Exons: 1
Coding region: 1-1167 (388 amino acids)
Source: RefSeq, a predicted model, not a curated record